AUGGAGCAGCCGCCAGCGCCCAAGAGUAAGCUAAAAAAGCUGAGUGAAGACAGUUUGACUAAACAGCCUGAAGAAGUUUUUGAUGUAUUAGAGAAACUGGGAGAAGGGUCUUAUGGAAGUGUAUUUAAAGCAAUACAUAAGGAAUCUGGUCAAGUUGUGGCAAUUAAACAAGUACCUGUUGAAUCAGAUCUUCAGGAAAUAAUCAAAGAAAUUUCCAUAAUGCAGCAAUGUGACAGCCCAUAUGUUGUAAAGUACUAUGGCAGUUACUUUAAGAACACAGACCUCUGGAUUGUCAUGGAGUACUGUGGAGCUGGCUCUGUCUCAGACAUAAUUAGAUUACGAAACAAGACAUUAACAGAAGAUGAGAUUGCAACCAUUCUCAAAUCUACUUUGAAAGGACUAGAAUACUUACACUUUAUGAGGAAAAUACACAGAGAUAUAAAAGCUGGCAAUAUUCUCCUCAAUACAGAAGGACAUGCAAAAUUGGCAGAUUUUGGAGUUGCUGGUCAGUUAACGGAUACAAUGGCAAAACGCAACACUGUGAUAGGAACUCCGUUUUGGAUGGCUCCUGAGGUCAUUCAAGAAAUAGGCUAUAACUGUGUGGCUGACAUCUGGUCCCUUGGCAUUACUUCUAUAGAAAUGGCUGAAGGAAAACCUCCUUAUGCUGAUAUACAUCCGAUGCGGGCUAUAUUUAUGAUUCCCACAAACCCACCACCAACAUUCAGGAAGCCAGAACUUUGGUCUGAUGAUUUCACCGAUUUUGUUAAGAAGUGCCUAGUGAAGAAUCCUGAGCAGAGAGCCACUGCAACACAGCUUUUACAGCACCCUUUUAUUAAGAAUGCAAAACCUGUAUCGAUUUUAAGAGACCUGAUCACAGAAGCAAUGGAGAUCAAAGCUAAAAGACAUGAAGAACAGCAGCGAGAACUGGAAGAGGAGGAAGAAAAUUCGGAUGAGGAUGAGCUGGACUCCCACACCAUGGUGAAGACGAGCUCGGAAAGCGUGGGCACCAUGAGGGCCACGAGCACCAUGAGUGAAGGGGCCCAAACCAUGAUUGAACACAACAGCACCAUGUUAGAGUCUGACUUGGGGACCAUGGUUAUAAACAGCGAGGAUGAGGAAGAAGAAGAUGGAACUAUGAAAAGAAAUGCAACUUCGCCACAAGUACAAAGGCCGUCUUUCAUGGAUUACUUUGAUAAACAGGACUUCAAGAAUAAGAGUCAAGAAAACUGUCAUCAGAAUAUGCAUGAACCCUUCCCUAUGUCCAAAAAUGUUUUUCCUGAUAACUGGAAAGUUCCUCAGGAUGGAGAUUUUGACUUCUUAAAAAAUCUAAGUUUAGAAGAACUACAGAUGCGGUUAAAAGCACUGGACCCCAUGAUGGAACGAGAAAUAGAAGAGCUUCGUCAAAGAUACACUGCGAAAAGGCAGCCCAUUCUGGAUGCAAUGGAUGCGAAGAAAAGAAGACAGCAAAACUUCUGA
Rangifer tarandus platyrhynchus (Svalbard reindeer) is the source of this 1476-nucleotide messenger RNA. The record is from the annotation of a GenBank genome assembly. NCBI's taxonomy places the organism in Eukaryota, Metazoa, Chordata, Mammalia, Artiodactyla, Cervidae.